Messenger RNA from Cadophora gregata, 1506 nucleotides. RefSeq lists its product as uncharacterized. The record is from RefSeq and is a predicted model, not a curated record. Gene Ontology annotation, molecular function: iron ion binding; monooxygenase activity; oxidoreductase activity, acting on paired donors, with incorporation or reduction of molecular oxygen. The transcript is spliced from 7 exons. Lineage: Eukaryota; Fungi; Ascomycota; Leotiomycetes; Helotiales; Ploettnerulaceae. The coding region runs from base 1 to 1506 and encodes 501 amino acids.
AUGGACCUGGAAUCGAAUGUUUAUUUCCUGGCUUUGCCAGCACUCGUUGUAUAUCUGUGUGCCGUCAUAUUGGGAAGACUCUUCUUUCAUCCUUUAUCAAAGAUUCCCGGACCCAAGCUUGCCUCCAUCACGCGCUCAUAUAUAUUUUAUUACAACGCUACAGGCGGCAGCAGGUUCUAUCUUCAAGUCGAGAAGCUUCACGAGAAAUAUGGACCUAUCAUCCGCAUAGCCCCCUACGAAAUCCACCUCAGCGACCCAGAAAACCACGAGAAAAUCUACCGCGCCGGAUCAAAAUAUACCAAAGAACCCACCUUCUACGCCGCCUUCGGCUGCGAAACAGCCGCCUUCAGCACCCCCAGCAACUCACUCCACCGCACCCGCCGCGCAGCACUCAACCCGCUCUUCUCCCGGAAACGGGUCCUCGAUCUCGAAGACGUCGUUCAAUCCAAAGUCGCAAAGCUCGAUCAGCGACUCCGUGAUGCUGCGUCGACGGGAGAGGAGGUCGAUCUGCAUUAUGGACUUCGAGCUAUCUCUGUGGAUACGAUUACGGAUUAUGGGUUUGGGAAGUCGUAUGAUUUGUUGGAGAGGGAGGAUUUGGGGAGGGGUUUCUUUGAGAUGAUGAGAAAGCUGGGGCCGGCGAUUUGGUUUUUUCAGCAGUGGCCGUUUUUGCAGCCUGUUGCGUUGGGGAUUCCGGAGUGGUUGGCGAGGAGAGUGAGCUCGAAUUUGGGGACUACUAUGCAGUUACAAAGUGAAUGCCGUGAUAACAUUGUUGUGAUUAAAAAGGCCAUGGAAGCGGGAGUCAAGGAUGAAUCUCGGACGACGAUCUUUCAUCAACUUCUCGAUCCGAAUGCGACGGAAGGCCAUGUCGUACCUUCUGUUGAUAACCUGACAGAUGAAGGGUUUGUGAUAUUGGGCGCUGCUUCCGACACUACUGGAAAUGCAAUGACCGUCGCCAUGCAUGGAGUCGUCAGAAACCCAGCUAUUUACGCCAAACUGACUGCGGAGCUUAAUGAGGCGUUUCCUGACCCGACUGUGACGUUGGACUUUAUCACACUGGAGAAACUUCCCUAUUUGACUGCCGUGAUCAAAGAAGGACUUAGACUAUCAUAUGGUGUCAUCGGUAGACUUCCCAGAGUGGUAAACGAACCUGGUGUUUCAUUCCACGGCUUCGAUAUCCCACCAUGUACCAUCGUCGGAAUGAGCGCAUAUAUGAUGCAUCGUAACCCUGAGCACUUCCCCAACCCAGAUACCUUCGAUCCUGAACGAUGGACCGAGCCCGGGGCCGCGAGGAGACUCGACAAAUAUCUGGUGCCCUUCUCUAAAGGACAGAGACAGUGCAUUGGGAUGCCACUUGCAUAUUGUGAGAUAUAUGUCACGCUAGGGACACUGCUUCGUCGGCAUCAAAACCUGAAAGCAAUGCCUAUGUCUGAGGAAGACUUGGUGUACCAGGUUUAUUUCGCCGCAUAUCCUCCUAUUGAUGCAAAGAAGUUUCGUGUUACGGUUUAG